AAGGUAUAAAUAAGAUAGAACUUUUUAAAUAGCACACUCGGGUAGUUAACCGCGCGUGAUCACUACAAUAUGCGACAGUUUUUGGUUUUCUGUUUGGCCGUGGGAGCGGCAGUCGCAGCUCCACAGUUCAGCGCUACUGCCAGCGCUGCAUCAGGUAGAUACGACCCCGGUCGCUACGACCCGGGCCGCUACGACGCCGGACGCUAUAGGGAUAAUUCUGGACAAUAUGUUCCGGAUGACUCUGGAAAAUACAACGGUGAUCGGGGCGACCGCGGUGUAGGAGGGGGGUACUACACCGGCUCCAGCGACGCCGGCGGCCCGGGAGGUGCUGGUGGUUUCUACAAACACGUUAACGACAAAUAUAAUGGUGCUGGUAGUUUCGGAGCUGGUGGAGCUGCUGGUGGUGCUGCUGGUGGUGCUGGUGGUGCUGCUGGUGAAGCCGGUGGUGCUUUCGGUGCCAGCGCUGGCGCAGGAGCAGGUGUGGUGGUAACCUCAGCCGCCGCCAGCCGAGGCGCCUUUGUCGCCCCCAGCCGAGGCGCCUUUGUCGCCCCCAAGCCUGCCGUAGCCAGCGCCGCCGCUAGAGUCGGCGCUGCCCCCCCCACCGGCGGCAACUAUGACUACAAGUACGGCAUCAUCCGUCUGGAGGAGGACGUCCAGCCUGAUGGCUACCACUACCUCUACGAGACAGAGAACAAGAUCCUUGCAGAGGAAUCCGGAAAGAUUGCCCAAAUUCAAAACAACGAAAACGGUGCCUUGAGAGUGACUGGAUUUUAUGAGUUCGUGGCCCCGGACGGUGUCACCUACAGAGUAGAUUACACUGCUGAUGAGAAUGGUUUCCACCCGACUGGUGCCCAUUUGCCUUGAGCAAAUAGUCUGAUAGUCGCGCGCUAGUACCUUGCUUUUAACUUUAAGUGUCUGUUGUAAUAAAAUCUCCUGAUCUGUCUUAGUUUAAUGUAAUAAAUAAAGUGUUGUGAAGAAUUA
Plodia interpunctella (Indianmeal moth) is the source of this 981-nucleotide messenger RNA. It is a transcript of the gene CPR41, whose product is annotated as larval cuticle protein LCP-30-like. The coding region runs from base 70 to 864 and encodes 264 amino acids. The transcript is spliced from 5 exons. Gene Ontology annotation, molecular function: structural constituent of chitin-based larval cuticle. Gene Ontology annotation, cellular component: chitin-based extracellular matrix. The record is from RefSeq and is a predicted model, not a curated record. Lineage: Eukaryota; Metazoa; Arthropoda; Insecta; Lepidoptera; Pyralidae.